Ipomoea nil (Japanese morning glory) is the source of this 996-nucleotide messenger RNA. Its product is annotated as probable methyltransferase At1g27930. Bases 1 to 996 code for a protein of 331 amino acids. NCBI's taxonomy places the organism in Eukaryota, Viridiplantae, Streptophyta, Magnoliopsida, Solanales, Convolvulaceae. The record is from RefSeq and is a predicted model, not a curated record. Gene Ontology annotation, biological process: xylan biosynthetic process. The transcript has a single exon.
AUGCCCCCAGAAGAAGAUCAAUCCAAAACUACUCCACUACUUGUAAGCUCAUCAUUCAUAUCUGAUCUCCCAAAAUCGCAUUCAUUCAAACAGGCUGUUUCUGAUCCUCUGUGCAGUAAGUGUUAUUCAUCCAUGAAAAUUACGAGAAAGAAUGUGAUCCCAGUUCUUGUCUUGGUAUUAUCAGUAGCUUCCCUUAUUAGACUCUUCAAAAUUAGUGUGAUUACUGCUUCCUUCUCUUCAUUCUACUACUACCCAUGGUCACCAAGUCGGCUCACUCUAGUAAGUGGCGAUGAUCAGCAUCAGCAUCUCAGCAAGAAGGAAAUGAGGUUUCUCUCAGAUCUUAUAUCCGAAAGAGCCCCCUGCAAUAUCCUGGUUUUUGGGCUCGAAAGCCAGUACUCAUCUCUCAUUUCAAUGUUGAAUGUGGGUGGAUUCACUCUCUUUGUUGAGGAAAAUGAUGAUAAGAUGAAAACAGAAACGAUGAUGAAUAAGAGUCGAGUUGAGAAGGUGGAGUAUGAGACACGUGCUGAAGAUGCAUAUAAGCUUCUGAAAGAUGCAAGGAAACACCCACAAGUCUGCUCACCAUUGGGUAGCUUUAUUAGAAGUAAUACAAGUAGCAACAGAAGAAGAAGAAGUGGAAGGUCGUGCAAAGUGGCAAACGCAUUGUUAGCAAGGCUUUCACAAGAGGUUCACGAGACAGAUUGGGAUGUGGUGGUGGUGGACGGUCCUUCAGGACAUCAGGCUGAGUCCCCCGGCAGAAUGGCCACUAUCUAUGCGGCUGCUGUGCUAGCAAGAAAAAUAAGGACAACAAGUGAUGAUGAGAAGAUGCAGGCGGUAGAUGUAGUUGUGCACGAUGUUGAUAGGAUGAUUGAGAAAUGGUUUUCGUGGGAGUUCUUGUGUGCCAACAACUUGGUGGCUUCCAAAGGCAGAUUCUGGAAUUUUAGAAUACAGGCGUAUAAGUCAAAUAAUAAUAAUAAUAAUACCACCACAUUUUGUUAG